CGAUAACAAGAGCAAUAUUGUGGGAUGGCGGGAAAUGGUGUUCUUUCGAGUGCUCGGUGCUCUACAGGUCACUGUUGUGUGCUUGGAUAUUGAGUUAAGUGUGGUUGUGUGUGGUGUGCAACUGUGGCAGCUAGGGUGGUAGGUUAUGUGCAAGAAGUGCAUAAAAGUGCAUUUAGCGGUAAUUUUGUUAUGCACUGCUUUAUGUUUGUAUCAACUUAACAGAGGAAAUAAAAUGUAAUAUUAAUUUUGAUGAAAAAGCGUAUUGUAUGUUGCCGAAAGUAGAAAAUAGUGUUUAGUUCACAAAAUUUCAUCUGAAAUCCGCCUAGCUCAGUUCUGCAUCUUCCUGUAGUAAGCAAUAUAAAAUGGAAAACAUUGACCAUGAAAAGAAACUUAAAAUAACUUGUUACAAAGCUGUCAAGAAUGUAUGUCAAGAAACUGCAAAAAAUAUGGGCUUGGGAAUGGAGAAAGCAGCAACAGAUUUAAUUUCAGAGCUGAUUUGGAAGAAAGCAAAACGAAUUGCAGAAGAUUUAGAGUUAUUUGCUAAACAUGCUAAACGAUCGACAAUAAAUGCUGAUGAUAUAAAACUUUUAGUGCGACAUAAUGAGAAGUUGAAAGAAGACCUUUCCAAAUUGGCAGAAGAAAUGAAGAAAGCACGGAAAAGCAAAAAAAGCAAUGUUGCUACUGACAAUGAUUUUGCAGAGGUGGACUCUCUGUAAAGGAAUAUUUAUUUUCAUUAUAUUGAGAAAAUUGUAAAUAACUGCUGUAAAUAAAAUGUUUCUGAAAUAUGAUUAUGUUGUAGAUAUAUGCAGUAUGAGAUUUCUUUGAUCUUUUUGUCAAUUGUCAGAUACUCUAAAUAACUACAUGGAAAUUGAUGUCUACCCAUUAACGCCAUGUGUUGCUUUUUGGCAUAUAUGUGGCCCACUUACUUCUUUGGUUAAUUUAAUUCCUUCAAAAGGCAGACAUCCUAAUGGAAAUCUACAAGCAAGAUUCUGAAUGCUAGAUAUUGAUUUAGCCGAGGUCAAGACAUUACCAGAUUACCUCAACA
Molecule: messenger RNA, 1045 nt
Organism: Gryllus bimaculatus (two-spotted cricket)
Lineage: Eukaryota; Metazoa; Arthropoda; Insecta; Orthoptera; Gryllidae
Source: the annotation of a GenBank genome assembly